Messenger RNA from Ilex paraguariensis (yerba mate), 1344 nucleotides. The record is from the annotation of a GenBank genome assembly. Lineage: Eukaryota; Viridiplantae; Streptophyta; Magnoliopsida; Aquifoliales; Aquifoliaceae.
AUGUGCCACGUCCACCACCAUAACGCCAAACACCCAACAAGCACCACAAUCUUUGUCAUCAUCCGCGGACACAACACCCCACACCCACACUCGCCACAACUAACACAACACCGACAUAAUUGCCACAAACUAGACAACAUCCACAAUACCCAACAUUGUAACAAGCGUCCACGACCUAACACCAAACAAAGAGAGAGAGGAACUAGAUACACCAUCCACAGAAGUUUGAAAUCCACUGGCCGAUCUUUACUCCAUGAACCAAUAAUGGAUAUGUUUUCACUCUCCUCCACCGCAUACUGCUCUCACACUUCAUCCUUCUCCGCCACCUCAAUCCGAACCCCCACCACCACCCCUCCCCUUACUCGCUCCCUCAAAGCAUCGCAGGAAUCUGAUAACCCCACCAACCUCCGCCGCCCCAAUACUCACAAACCCCAAAAAAUUCCACCUUCUAAGCCCACCUUAACCACCACUAAAUUCCCCAAAAAUCCUCUUAAAAACCUUAUUCAUCCUGGUAAUAAUCCCCCAACCACCACCAGUAAUACUUCACAGCCACCGCACAGUCUCACCACCAAGCUCUGGUUAACAAGCAAACUUUCCCCUCCACCACCACCACCACCCCCCUCGGCAUCACCGCAAGAAACGCUCUCCGAGGGAAAUGAAGUUCAGGUUUCGGGUGAUUCAGAAAAAAGGCUAAAAACUGAGGAUUUCAGGCAAGAAGGAAAAAUAUUUGUAGGGAAUUUGCCGUUGCGGGUGAAGAAACAUGAGGUUGCCGAGUAUUUUAGGCAAUUCGGGCCAAUAAAGAAUGUGAUAUUGAUAAAGGGUCAUGAUAAUAUUGAGAGGAAUAUGGGUUUUGGGUUUGUUAUAUAUGGAGGGCAAAUGGCAGGGAAGGCCGCGAUGAAGGCGGUGGAGUUCGAUGGUGUGGAGUUUCAUGGGAGAGUUUUGACCGUGAAGUUGGAUGAUGGGAAGAGAGUGAAGGCAAGGGCGGAGGAGAGGGUGAGAUGGGUGGAGGGCGAGGAUGGGGUGGAGUAUAGAUCCAAGUGGCACGAAGCGAGGGAGGGUUCAAGAACGGAGUUUAGAAAGGUUUUGGAAACUCAGCCAGAGAAUUGGCAGGCCGUUGUGCGAGCUUUUGAGAGGAUUAAGAAGGUAUUGCUUCUUAACAUACACACUUUGGUUGUUUUGGUUGCGUGCUUUAGAGGCCUUGUAAGUAGAGCUAGUAAUAUUAGUUCUAAUUCCGUUGUCUGUUUUGGAUAGUACUGGAUCAGCACAAUUGUAAAGUGAGAGUGUGAUUACCAUUUCAAUAGAACUGUGUGAGAAGGGAAGAAAAAAGAAUGCCACAGAAAUGAA